AUCAAUCCAAUGAGUAUCAGUCAGAUUGAAUAUUAUUAUUCCAAGUUCACCAGUUAUUUUUAUUUCAAACUGACCUCAACUCAAAUAUAAUAAACAACACUAGAUAAUGUCUUCCGAGAGUGGAGAAGUAGACGUAAUGCACGGCUUAAAAAAUGUACUGGCUCAAAUUGAAAUAGCUGUAAACAGAAGAAGUAAGGAUUUACCCAAAGUUACCCCGAGGUUAGUGGCUGUCUCAAAAAUCAAACCAGCCUCUUUAGUUAUACAGGCGUAUGAAGCUGGUCAGAGAGAUUUUGGGGAAAAUUAUGUCAAUGAGUUGAAUGAAAAAUCAAAUAAUCCAGAACUCUUAGAAAAAUGCAAAGAUAUCAGGUGGCAUUUCAUUGGACACCUGCAGACAAAUAAAAUUAAUUCACUUUUAAAAUCUCCAGGGUUGUAUAUGGUACAAACUGUUCAUUCAGAAAAACUAGCUGAUAAUUUGAAUAAACAAUGGGCUAAAUUCAGGAAAGAAGAAGAAAAACUUAAAGUUAUGGUACAAAUCAAUACAAGUGGUGAAGAAGCCAAAAGUGGUGUAGAACCAUCUGAAGCAAAAAUCCUUGUAGAAUAUGUCCUGAAAAACUGCCCCAAUCUGGACUUUCAGGGCCUAAUGACCAUAGGCCAGUAUGACUAUGAUGUGUCCAAAGGCCCUAAUCCUGACUUUAUAUGCCUAGCCAAAUGUAGGCAGGAAGUCUGUGAAAAAUUGAACUUGGAUGUUAACAAUGUUGAGCUAUCAAUGGGAAUGUCUACUGAUUAUGUUCAUGCUAUUGAAUUAGGAGCUACGACAGUUCGAGUAGGAUCUGUGAUCUUUGGAGCACGUCCACCAAAAAAUAAGUGAUCAGUGUGUUUAAAUAACAUUUGUACCAUUAUAAGUUACUCACAAUUAUAAGUAAUAUUGUUAGGUAACAAAUACAUGUAGAUUUUAAUAUAUUGUAAAUCUAUGUAUUGAUUCAUUAUAUCUGACGAUUAAAUGAAGUUACAUAUGUCGUGAUGUUGGGCACCAGA
Molecule: messenger RNA, 1035 nt
Organism: Plodia interpunctella (Indianmeal moth)
Lineage: Eukaryota; Metazoa; Arthropoda; Insecta; Lepidoptera; Pyralidae
Exons: 4
Coding region: 107-868 (253 amino acids)
Cellular component (GO): intracellular anatomical structure
Molecular function (GO): pyridoxal phosphate binding
Source: RefSeq, a predicted model, not a curated record